Messenger RNA from Pantherophis guttatus, 12395 nucleotides. The record is from RefSeq and is a predicted model, not a curated record. Lineage: Eukaryota; Metazoa; Chordata; Lepidosauria; Squamata; Colubridae.
CCCAAACUCUUCUUAAAAACCUCCCGUCUUGAAGCACCACCAGUUCCCGGAGGUAAUCAUUCCACUGAUUAAUUGUUCUCCCUGCAGACCUUUCUCCUUAAUUCCAGGUUGGAUCUCCCUUCGUUCCAGCCAAGACUUCAGAUUUAGGACUUCCUAAUUCCUUCUUGUUGACCAACCGAGUGUUCAGCAGCAGCAGCCAAAGGCCUGGGUGGUCUCCCGGGGUCCCCUGUCCAGGCUCUGGGCAUGAGCUCAGAGGGCCAAAACACCCCACUGGUAUUAAGGAAUCCUCUGUGUGUGUGUGUCUGUGUGUGUCUGUGUGUGUAUGUGUUCCCCUGUAACAGCUUUUACUGAAUUUUGUCUUGUGUGUUAAUUGCACCCGUUCCUAGACUGAGGGGCUCUGCUCACAAUCACUCAUGCUCUGUUCACUUCCUAGUUGGACUACUGCAAGGCACUCUAUAUGGGGCUGCCCUUGAAGAGUAUCUGGGCUGAAGAGUAUCAUUGGGUCUUCGGAGAUAGCAGAAGUCCCUGUUUCUUUGCAGCAUAAUCACUUUUCCCCUCUUAUUAUUGUAAUCUUCUCUUCUCCUGAUCUGGUUUUUUCCCCUUCAGUGGCUUCUGUUCUUGCCUUUUCUCCUCUCCUUUCCUAUGCUGCCCCCUCUCGGCUGAGUUCGUUUAUUGCCCUGAAGCCACAAUCUCUCCUGGGACCGAGAGAGGCUCGCCCGGGCCAACCCCCCCUUCCUGGGGGAAGUAUACUGCAAAAUCUCCAUUCCCACCCCACUCCUGGGGGGAAGGAUAUUGCAAAAUCUCCAUUCCCACCCCACUCCUGGGGGAAGGAUACUGCAAAAUCUCCAUUCUCACCCCACUCCUGGGGGAAGGAUACUGCAAAAUCUCCAUUCCCACUCCACUCCUGGGGGAAGGAUACUGCAAAAUCUCCAUUCCCACCCCACUCCUGGGGGAAAGGAUACAUUCCCACCCCACUCCUGGGGGAAGGAUACUGCAAAAUCUCCAUUCCCACCCCACUCCUGGGGGAAAGGAUACAUUCCCACCCCACUCCUGGGGGAAGGAUACUGCAAAAUCUCCAUUCUCACCCCACUCCUGGGGAAAGGAUACUGCAAAAUCUCCAUUCCCACCCCACUCCUGGGGGAAGGAUACAGCAAAAUCUCCACUCCCACCCCACUCCUGGGGGAAGGAUACAGCAAAAUCUCCAUUCCCACCCCACUCCUGGGGGAAAGGAUACAUUCCCACCCCACUCCUGGGGGAAGGAUACUGCAAAAUCUCCAUUCUCACCCCACUCCUGGGGAAAGGAUACUGCAAAAUCUCCAUUCCCACCCCACUCCUGGGGGAAGGAUACAGCAAAAUCUCCAUUCCCACCCAUCUGAGGGAAAAGGGGGCGGGGCUUUCCCAGGCUGAGCCUCUAUAAAAGAGAAAUUGCAGCGGAGAACAAAAGGGGCUGAGAUGUUCUCGGGUGAGCUGCGGUGACCGAGGCUUGGGGCCUUGGGGUGCGGGUGUAAAAGGCCAGGGGGCCUGGAGGGCGAUGCAGCCGCCACGGGCUCCCCUCUGGCUCCUGGGGGCGGUGCUGGGGGCCUCCUUGCCGGGGGGCUUCUGCGGCUCUCCCUCACACUCCCUGUGCUACUUCUACCUGCAACUGCCAGAGCCCAACCAGGGGCUUCCUCAGUUCUCCAUUAGGAGCUACCUGGAUGACCAGCCCAUCGCUCACUAUGACAGCCUCACCAGGAAGAUGGAGCCUCUGGUGCCCUGGAUGGAGGAGGUGGAGAAGGAGGCCUUUCUGGCCCCUGAAAGAGUCUUCAGGGCUGACCUGGAGAAGUUAUCAAAACUGGACCGCCGUGCUGGAGGGCUUCACACCUGGCAGGUGGUUUUGGGCUGUGAGCUCAGGGAAGACGGGAGCAAAGGAGGAUAUUUCCACUAUGGCUACGAUGGGUGGGACUUCAUCAGCUUCGACAAGGAGACCCUCAGAUGGGUGGCAGCUCAGCCCCAGGCCCAGAAGGUCAAGGAGAAGUGGGAGGAGGAUCCAGAAUGGACAGAGAAAAUUAAAGUCUACCUGGAGGAGACCUGCAUUGAGGAGCUGCAGAGAUACCUGUCCCACAAGAAGGAGGCUCUCCAGAGGACAGAGCCUCCAGUGGGGAAGGUGACUCACAGAGUGGUGGAUGACAGCCUGGAGGUCCUCAUCUGCCAGGCCUUUGGCUUCUACCCCAAGGAGAUCCGGGCCACCUGGACGAGGGACGGAGAGGUCUGCCAGUAUGAGACCCUCCAUAGGAACGUGGUCCCUAACUCGGAUGGGACCUAUUACAUCUGGCUCAGCAUUGAGAUCGACCCCAAGGAGAGGGACCGUUUUCAGUGUCAUGUGGAGCACGAGGGCCUGCAGGAGCCCCUGGUCUUGGCCUUGAAGGAGGAAACAGAGAAAGGGUGGUGGAUUCCUGUGGGAAUUGUGGCUAUCGUGAUCUCGGGAGCUGGGAUUCUCUUCCUGAUAAGUUGGUGGUGGGGAUGCAGGAAAAAACCACAUCAGGAAGAGACAAAUUGCUCUCAUCACGUUUGUCUAGAACUGCUUCCUUCUCCUCUGAAGAUGGGAUUCAGUCGUAGGUGAUGCUCCAUCCUAAAAUAACCGGAGCACAACACAACCUAUGGAGGGGAGAGGCCCCAAAAGACUAUCAGUUUCUAUGUUGCCCAGUGGAGAAGGGAAACAGCUUAAUAUUCUUUAGUACAACACAGUAACUGUGGUCAUUGCAUCUGUUGGUUGUGCUUACCCACUGGUUGACCUGGGACAGUCCAGUUUAAUGUAUUUUAAUGCAUGUAUUGAUAGACCAUUUUCAUUCAUGUAUUAAUAUAUUUAUUGCUGGUUUAACACCUAGAGAUUACAGUGGCAAGAUUCCUGGUAUCUACUGAUGAGGUUAUCCACUGGUUGAUCUGCUUUUGACCUGCAAUAGAUGAAAGUUGGACCAUCGACCUUCCUGCUGAAGGAUGCCUGUCCGUGAAGGUGAUGGACGAGAUGCUGGUACCCAAGUGGCUUAGGGAUGAUUUCAGUGUAGGAAAGCUAUUGAUCAGGUCAAGGUCUCCCACACCUCCUAAGCUUUACUUGAACUUUAGCCGUAACUAUGAUUACAGAAGAUGGACAGUAUAUAUAAUAUUGCUCUUAGUGAUUGGUGUAUGACUGGUUCAUGGCAAGUUGUGCUUUCCAAAACUGUAUAAAAGGGCGUCCUCUGUGGAGCAAGGGGGGGUCCCAUUUUGGAACUCGCUUCUUUAUAAAUAAAAGUCUUACACUUUUCCACCUAUCAGGUGUGGUUGUUGGGCUUGCAUGCCAGGGAAAGGAACUCCCAGUUUUUCCCAAGUAGCCUUUGAGCUUUUAUGUUACAAAAAUAUGGCAAAAGAUCUUUAAAAAUAGUUGUUUAUAGAACAAUUGGGCAAAAGAAUGUGCGGAGAAUCAGUUUCCUGAGGCAGGAAGAUUUCAGUUUAACAAGUUUAACAAACAGGUGUGGGAAACUUACCAUGGGUGGGAAGGGAGGGUCAUUUUAAAGAGGCCCCACAACAACUGGAGAAAAAGAAUCCAACCCAGAGGUGGUUUUAAGCAGGUUUGGACCAGUUCUGGAGAACCGGUUGUAAAAAUUCUGACUGGCCCCGCCCCCAUCUAGUCUCUGCCUCCCAAGUCCCAGCUGAUCAGGAGGAAAUGGGGAUUUUGCAGUAACCUUCCCCUGGAUUGGGGAGGGAAUGGAGACUUUACAGUACGCCCACCAAGCCACGCCCACAGAACCGGUAGUAAAAAAAAUUUGAAACCCACCCCAGGUAUUUGUUCCAUAGAGCCCCGUGCAAUUUCUACCACCUCUUUCUCCAGCUCCCUAAGCUAGAACGUGAACUUUUAGGGUCCCAAUGGGAGUUAAAGGCCACACUGGAGGCCUAGCAAUCUUUCCCAGUGACCUCGACCAGAGAGACCAAAGUGGGGAGGCAGUGUACGUUAUGGGUCCCCUCCCUUAAGGAGGUCCAUCUAAUGGGACCGAGGAGGAGAUCCUUCUGCUUGGUGGUUCCUUCCCUGGGGAACCUCAUCCCCAUGGAGAUAAGAUUGGCCUCCACCUUGAUACUCUCUCCAAAUGCCCUGGUUUUGCUUUGAUUUGGGGGCUGGGGGUGGGCAGAGCUAUUGGUUUGGUUGUUUGUCACCAGGAAGGUGGGGGGGUUUAUUGAGUUUUGCCUUUGGGGUUUUUACAUCUGUCAGCCACCUCCAGUCAAUGAGCUCUGCCUUCCAAAUCUGACUCAUUUGCAAUGCAGGCUGGGUCUGGCAUUCACUUCACCCACUCAGCCUCAGGGAUUCCUGCCCUUUAUUGUCCCCCUCGCGGAAGUGGGUGUGACUCAGGAGCAAGCAGCAGAAGAGAAUUCAGAAUAACGGAGUUGGAAUGUGUGUUGGAGGUCAUCUAGUCCAACCCCCUGCUCAAGCAGGAGACCCCAUGCCAUUCCAGAUAAAUGGUUGUCCAAUCUCCUCUUUAAAACCUUAAAAACCUCCAGUGAUGGACACCCACAGUUUCUGGAGGCAACUCAUUGUUCUCACUGACAGGAAAUUUCUCCUUAAUUCUAGGUUCGAUCUCUCUUUGUCCCAGCCAAGAAUUAAGAUUUAGGACUUAACAAAUUCCUUGUUGUUGUUGACCAACCGAGUGUUCGGCGGCAGCAGCCAAAGGCCUGGGUCUCUCAAGGUCCACUGUCCAGGGUCUGGGCAUGAGCUCAGAGGCCAAAACAUACCACCGGUGUUAAGGAAUCAUAUGUGUGUCUUCCCCUGUAACAACUUUUGUUGAAUUUUGUCUUGUAGGUUAUUUGCACCCGUUCCUCGAUUGAGGGGCUCUGUUCAGAAUCAGUGAUGUUCUAGUCACCUCCCGGUAGGACCUCUGUAAUAGACUCUAUAUGGGGCUGCCCUUGAAGAAGCCUGGUUUAGCUCAACAGACAGAAGCACUGUAAUUUAACACCAGCUGUCUGCAAUUAAAGUAAGAUCGAAUCCCGCCAGGCUCAAGGUUGAUUCAGCCUUCCAUCCUUUCUAAGGUAGGUAAAUUGAGGACCCAGUUUGUGGGGGCAAUAAGCUGACUUUGUAUAAAAUAUACAAAAGGAUGAAGGCUAUUGCUUAACGCACUGUAAGCCACCCUGAGUCUCCAGAGAAGGGCGGCAUAUAAAUCAAAUUAAAAAAAAAAAAAAAAGAGUUUCCAGAAGCUUUAGCUGGUGCAAAAUUGUUGGAAGAAAUAUCCUUCUGGGUUCACCUCCAAGUGGGGAAAAAGACACUGGAAAUAUGGAGACUGCUUGGAAAGAUGGUUUAAUGGUGGACAGGAUCACAUGGUUUGAGUUCCUGAACAGAAAAAGGGGCCAAGACAGAGCGAAUCCCGGGGUUUUAUGCUUUCUCUGGCUUUGAACUUCCUGGGGCCCCAAAAGAGCAUCCUGAUUGGUUGUCAGACUCCCAGGGGGUGGGGGUCUUAGCUAGCCUUGCUGAUAGAUGUAAUCUUCCCAGGUGCCAUGUGGUGAGUUGCUGUUGCUAUUGUGUUGCAGAUGGGUCCUAUUGUCAAAGAUUGAGUUUCUGCCUCUGGCCCAUUAACAAAGGGGGGUUGGGGGGGGGAGGCAGGAAGGUGGGAGUUGCUUUGUCUUUAAAACAUGUUUCUCCAUUUCUCAACCAGGGGAACAUAAUAUUCUGCCUUUUUAAUAUUUCCUAAAAUAUUUCAUUCUUCUAGGAAAGGGGUGGGUGCUAACUUCCUACAAAAUGAAGUGGCACAGGCAGUGACGUGAGUUUCCAAAAGAACAGACUUUAUACCUCUGCUCUGAGAGUCACACUGCUUGUUCAGGCUGCUUCUGGGUCCAGUUCAGAGCAUGGUGAGGUGGAGGCACAGCCCCAGCUGAGUUCUGACAUCUCCCCGUCCAAAUAGACAGGAAGAGCCAGGAGAAGCCUGGAAAGGGAAGAGGGUGAAGGGCAGAAUUGGGGGAAGGGAGGAUCUGCAGCUCCAGCUCUUCCUUUCAGGCGAUUGUGAAAAGAUUUGACUUCACAGCUGUGGAAGCUGGAUCGCAGCCAGAAGACGCCCCCCUCCCUCCUUCAAAGACCUCGGCUGGAGACUUUCCCAGUUUGGGAGGAUGGGACUGGAGGGAAGCUCAGCCGUUAACUGGAAAGGGCUGGUCGUGAGGGGGGGAGGGGGAGGGGGAGGAGGUGGUGGUUAGAAUUUUGAACAGUCUCCUUUCACUUUCACUCUUGGCUCAGAAAUAUGAGAAAACCCUGAAACUCCUUAAAGAGGGAGGAAAGAAAGGCAUUUUCUUGCGAAGGAGGCAUUUCCGAGGCCCAGCCAGGGACAGCGCCUCUCUCCCUUCCCUCCCCGCUUUCCCCCUCCCCCAUUGCAAGACUCGCUGAGGGGACCCUGAACCUGUGGAGAAGGGCUGGCACUUAACGCUCGGAGGAUGCGGUGCAGGGGUGAAAUCCUACUGGUUCGGACCGGUAUUAUGGGCAUCAGUUCGCCGAACUGGUUGUAAUUACCCCUCCUUGGCCUCACUCAUGCCCAGGUGCUCACCUCUUCCAGCCACUGGAUAUUCCAUAGAAUUCAAUAUUAAAUGCAGCAGAGAGAAUGCUAACUUUUCUCCCCCCCCCCAUUGAGAAUGGAGCUGCUGCCGCCUGUCCCUUUGAGGUAGUCCCCAGGAGGGAGGGAGCCGGGAGGGAACCAUAAAGGAAGCAGCAGCUCCGUUGGGAAUAGAGGGAGAAAAGUUAGCAUUCUCUCUGCCACAGAAUUCAAUGGUUAAAUGCAGCAGAGAGAAUGGUAACUUUUCUCCCUCCAUUCACAAGGGAAAUGUUGCAGAAAAUCAAAGGGCUUAGACUUCGAGUUCACAAGAAGCUUUAUUUGGCCAAAGGUUCAGACAGAAAAGAUAAACCAUCUAACAUCUGAACAACGUUCUGAUUAAGACACGCAUUCUCAUAGUCUUCAAAAGCAGCAAAAACACGGAAAUAUGUGAAAUCAUUCCUAUUGGCUAAGCCCCUUAUUGCUGGGCAGAAAAGCUGAUGAUAUCUUGUGCCUGAGACACAGGUGUCCAUGCUGUCCCAUGUGGUUUUUAGUUCUGCAUUUUGACAUGGAAGUAAGAAAGUUAGCUAACUCUGCGGUUUGACUUUUUGAACUCAGAAACUGUCUCUUACAAUAACUAGCUCGAGGGACCUUUAGAGAUCAUCCAAGCCAACCCCGUAUCAUUUCACUCUUGUAUCCAAAUCUCACUUUACGUCCUACUUUAGAGCUGCUGCAACCUGUCCCUUUUAAGGUAGUCCCCAGUAAAGUGAAUAAUGUGAAUAAUAGAAUAAUGUGAAUAAUGUGAAUGGUAUAAGGUCAGCUAUAUGAACACUGGAGGAUCCUCUUUAUUCACAUUAUUAUAAAGAAAGAAAUGUGCUUGUUCAGAGUGUAGGAAGUUUGCACCCACCCCUUUCCUGGAAGAGUGAAAUAGUUUAGGAAAUAUGAAAAAGGCAGAAUAUUAUAUUUCCCUGGGAGAAGCAGCUCCCACCUUCCUGCCCCCCACCCUUUGUUAAUGGGACAGAGGCAGAAACCCAAUCCUUUGUCAAAGGACAUUUGCAACACAAUAGCAACAGAAACUAACACAAUGGGACCCAUCUAGCCGAGGCUCACCACAUGGCACCUGGGAAGAUUGCAUCAGCCAGCAAGACCCCCACCCCCUGGGAGUCUGACAACCAAUCAGGAUACUCUCUUGGGGCCCCAAGAAAUGCAGAGCCAGAGAGAGCAUAAAAACCGGAGGAUUUACUGUAUCUGCCCCUUUUCUGUUCAGGAACUCAAGCCAUGUGAUCCUGUCCACCAUUAAACCAUCUUUCCAAGCAGUCUCCAUGUUUCCAGUGUCUGUUUUCCCCACUUGGAGCAGAACCUAGAAGGAUGUUUCUUCCAACAAGAGAUUACACUGUCAGCUAAAUUCCAUUCUUGGCAGCAUAUCUUCUGAGGGGCCUAUCUGUCAAGGAUGCAGAGACAUCCAUCUAAAACAAAAACUUAAUUUAUUAAUCCAAGGCCAGCCAUGAAUCUACGCAUCAGCGGAUACAGAACUAAGGAGGAUGUGUAGGAAGUUAGCACCCACCCCUCUCCUGGAAGAGUGAAAUAUUUUAGGAAAUAUGAAAAAGGCAGAAUAUUAUAUUUCCCUGGGAGAAGCAUGUUCCCUGGGAGAAGCAGCUCCCACCUUCCUGCCCCCCACCCUUUGUUAAUGGGACAGAGGCAGAAACCCAAUCCUUUGUCAAAGGACAUUUGCAACACAAUAGCAACAGAAACUAACACAAUGGGACCCAUCUAGACGAGGCUCACCACAUGGCACCUGGGAAGAUUGCAUCAGCCAGCAAGACCCCCACCCCCUGGGAGUCUGACAACCAAUCAGGAUACUCUCUUGGGGCCCCAAGAAAUGCAGAGCCAGAGAGAGCAUAAAAACCGGAGGAUUUACUGUAUCUGCCCCCUUUUUCUGUUCAGGAACUCAAGCCAUGUGAUCCUGUCCACCAUUAAACCAUCUUUCCAAGCAGUCUCCAUGUUUCCAGUGUCUGUUUUCCCCACUUGGAGCAGAACCUAGAAGGAUGUUUCUUCCAACAAUUGGCGAGCCAGUGGGACUCCAAGCUAACCUAACCAAUGGACCAGGCCCAGGUAAGCCUCCCUUGCUAGCAGCAGACCCAUUGAGUCUGUGGGUAGGUUUUUGUGGACCUUGGCCAUUUGGAACUAGGUUUUAAAGGGGUUUUGAGUUUGAGCUCAAAGGCUGCUUGGAAAGAAGGUGAGUACCUCUAAAUUUUAAUUUUGAAGUAUGGAAAAGCAUGGGAAAUUUGUGUAUGCCUGCAUGUGUGUGAGUGAAGGCCCUUCUCCCAAGUACAGCUGGAUCUUGCUUCCUCUGUGCAUUUCCUAGCCGCAGAAAGACUAACAGUCUGGAGAGCAUGGGGGUUUUGCCAGAGCACAGGACCUUCUGUUAGGAAAGAAGGAAGUGUGUGUGUGGGAUUCCACCUGGAAAACAGUCAGAUUUCACCUCUUUGAGUGACCUCUAGCCGCCCCUCUGCCUACUGCUAGCUCCACCGAGCCAUGACCGGUAGGAUAGAGAAAGCAAGGGGGGGUUGCCAAACGUGGAACUUUGUGUUUAAAAGGAAUGGAAGCCGAGCGAACAGAAGCGUGUGAAGAGGGGGGUAAUAAAAUUGUGAAAGGGAAACCCGGUUUUGUCCAGCCCAGACACGGGGCGAGCAUGUGUUUGUGAAAGAGGAGGUGCCCACACCUGGCUGCAGGGGUCAGCAGGUCCUCGUGGAUCCCCUUUUUGGAUCCGAAAAGUUGUGGUGAUUCCCUAGAGGAAGGGGCCCAUACUUCGCAAGGGAAUCGAAGUCCUUCCCAGAGCUUUUUCCUCUGAAAACUGAGAGCGUGCCACCCGGCUAAGUCGAAGUGAUCCUUCCGGAGAAAAGGAAAGGGUCAUGGGUAGCGAUAGUUCGCGGGUGGCGGGGACCCCAGUAGAUGAAGUGCUCGCGGCCUGGGACGCCAGGCGGGUGCCCAUAUUGAGGGGCAUGGAUAAAAGGAAAUUAGGAAAAUUGUGUCAAAAAUGGGCUUUGCUAAGAGAUAACACCGGGAGACAAAUUUGGCUAAAUAAAGGUACUUAAAAGAAAAGGGAAAUAUAUAAAUAGGAAUGUUGGGGGUUUUGUUUGUUUUGUUUGUUUGUUUGUUUGUCUCUGUCUUCUAUGCAACCACGUGGUAUGUUUAAGAUUUGUGCCUUCCCUAAUUUAACUGAGAUUGACAUGGGAAUGAUCAGUAUGUGUGAAAUCUCAGAGUUCUGCUUUCUUCUCUUUGUCCUUCUUCUCUUCAUGUGUGUGUGUCUAAGUCUUUGUGCGCCCUCGAGGUAAUUGUAACUGUAAAAUGUAUCUGAUCUCUAGAGACAAGAAUUUUAAAUUGUUAGAAAAGGGGGAAAAAAAGGUUGAAACAAUGAAAAUGGGGGAGAGAGAGAAAAAAAAGAAAGAAAGAGCCUUUGCCCUGUGUUUGUCUGGCCAACAAAGACAGAGUAAGGAGACAUUUUAUUUCUGGUUUUUUUCUCUCCUUCCCUCUCUGUAUCUUAAAGUAACAACUCAAGUUUAUGAGGAAACGUUUUAAGUUCAUUUACAAGAAAAAAAAAUCAGUCUUGCAUUUACUGUAUGUGUUUAAAUGGGUUUACCUGUUCAUCUCUUUCCUGAAGCAUGUGAAUCCAGUUUUUUUUCUUAUCUGUUGUGUUUCCAUUUUGUUGAAACUGCAUUAUCUGUUUAGUAACUGCAAUACUGUUGUGUUGUUUCUUUUCAAACUCUGCCUGCAAGCUAUCUACCCCCCCCCAUCUGUAAUCCUGUUACAAUGGCUUUCCUGGGAAGAUUACCCACAAAAAGGGGGAGGGGACCCUGUUCUAAUGUCUUUCAGCCCUGCACAAAGGACUCUGCAACCUGUGGAAGCAGAGCACAUGGAUCCAGAUGCUGCCUCCAGAGGAGACCUUCCAUUUGAUUGAACCAGGAAUUGGAUUUGAAUCCAGCCUCCACUGAAAGUCAUCACAGCAACCAGAGUGGAGCAGUUCUUCCCAAGCCUGACUGACCAGCCUUACCACCAAGCAUGCUACCCAGCAGACAUGAAAGAAAAGACCCUGAGAUGUACAACACCAAAAGACUCUUUUCAAUCCUCAGAAGACAGCUGGAAAGACUAUGGGGGAGGGUGGAAAUUCAUUGUAAGGUUUUCUUUCUUGUCUCAUUUAUAUUGUAAUCAGUUUAUUGUAAGAAUUGUAUUUGGGAGUGAUUGCCACAGCAAGUUAUGUACACUCUAGAUUUCUGUCUGGUGGAGAGGAGAAAUAUGUCCAAAAUGUUUGUAUUGCCUGUAUUGUAAAAGUAGCUGCAUACACAUGCACACACAGAGAGACACACACUAUUCAGAAUUAGAUUGAAACUAUUCCCUUCCCUUACCUCCACACAAAGCUUCUCCUAGGUUGAUUUUUGCUCUGUAGCACUAAAAGCCCAAGUAGUCAUAUCUCCCUGCUAAUUCCAUGGGGAAGGAAGCAAUCCCCCUCAGGCAAUUCCCUCACUUGAAGAGAUAGCAGAAAAGUGAUCUCCAAAACCCAAGCCCUGACUGUGACUUACAAAUGAUGCUGCCCAGUUGCCCAGUAAAGGAAGAUAUAUUGCACUGGUGGUCUCAUGAGUAGAAAUCCCAGGGCUCAUUAUGUGUAACACCAAAAAAAAAAAAAAAGAAUAGAUAUUGUACACUGGCUAACCUCAAUUUGGACUCACAAAUCCUGGAUGCAAUAAAGUAAGAGCUAGGGCAGGUUCAGUAACCAACCCAUGAAAUGGGCAGCCUGUAAUUUAAAGGAAAACUAUGGCUGUGAAAAAUUUUGGGACAUGUGCUUGCUUGAAACCUGACUGGAAGCUCACAGAAAGUAAUAUCUGAAGUCUGAAAUUAAUUGGCAUGGAAAAUUGGAUACUGUAAAAUUCUUACCAGAAAUUUUUUCCUGGCUGCUAGACCUUCAUGGUUGAAAGCUUUUGGAAGCCACUGAAGGAAUCCUUUUCUGUUGCCUCUAUCAAUGCCUCCCCUUUGCAUUAGAAAAUUAAAAGCACCCAUUAAGCCUCCCUGAUGUGAUCAAUUUUAAUCUUUUGCCAAGAACUUGUUUCAAAACUCACGUUUUGAAAAAAAAAAGAGUAGGGAUUGUAGGAAGUUAGCACCCACCCCUCUCCUGGAAGAGUGAAAUAUUUUAGGAAAUAUGAAAAAGGCAGAAUAUUAUAUUUCCCUGGGAGAAGCAUGUUCCCUGGGAGAAGCAGCUCCCACCUUCCUGCCCCCCACCCUUUGUUAAUGGGACAGAGGCAGAAACCCAAUCCUUGUCAAAGGACAUUUGCAACACAAUAGCAACAGAAACUAACACAAUGGGACCCAUCUAGACGAGGCUCACCACAUGGCACCUGGGAAGAUUGCAUCAGCCAGCAAGACCCCCACCCCCUGGGAGUCUGACAACCAAUCAGGAUACUCUCUUGGGGCCCCAAGAAAUGCAGAGCCAGAGAGAGCAUAAAAACCGGAGGAUUUACUGUAUCUGCCCCUUUUCUGUUCAGGAACUCAAGCCAUGUGAUCCUGUCCACCAUUAAACCAUCUUUCCAAGCAGUCUCCAUGUUUCCAGUGUCUGUUUUCCCCACUUGGAGCAGAACCUAGAAGGAUGUUUCUUCCAACAGAUGUUUAGCUAAAAUUAUCUUGUGUACUAUAAAUUAAGGCAGGAAUUUAGUAAUUAAAAAGUGUCAAUUAUCAUGUAACGGAUGUAUGUUAACCAUAUAUGGAAAACUGCUGUGCCAGCAAAGUCCUUUGCCUUGGAUAUGUACAAAAGCAGUUGUAUCAGAACUCUUCCUUUGUUCAGAAUUGCAGAUACAAAUCUGGUUCUGAAACUGCGCAAUAAACUGACUCUGGCUGACCAAG